Molecule: messenger RNA, 440 nt
Organism: Platichthys flesus (European flounder)
Lineage: Eukaryota; Metazoa; Chordata; Actinopteri; Pleuronectiformes; Pleuronectidae
Gene: rpl37
Product: ribosomal protein L37
Exons: 4
Coding region: 106-399 (97 amino acids)
Biological process (GO): translation
Cellular component (GO): ribosome; cytosolic large ribosomal subunit
Molecular function (GO): RNA binding; structural constituent of ribosome
Source: RefSeq, a predicted model, not a curated record
CAGUAUGGGGGCGCAUUUGAGUGUUACACCGGAAACAGCACGGAUUUGAUUUCAUGCGGUGCCUGCUCCUCUUCCGGUCUCUUUUCCCCCAGCCCUCGGACGAAAAUGACGAAGGGGACAUCUUCGUUCGGUAAGCGCCGCAACAAGACGCACACCCUGUGCCGUCGCUGCGGCGCCAAGGCCUAUCACCUGCAGAAGUCCAGCUGCGGCAAGUGUGGCUACCCCGAGAAGCGCAAGAGAAAGUACAACUGGAGCGCCAAGGCCAAGAGGAGGAACACCACUGGUACCGGCCGUCUGAGACACAUGAAGGUUGUGUACCGCAGGUUCAGGAAUGGUUUCAGGGAAGGCACCGUCCCCAAACCCAGACGUGCUGCAGUGGCCGCCUCCAGCUCAUCCUAAAAGACACAUUUUCGGUUAAAUAAAUGUGAUGUACAACAACA